AUGGCCGCAGGACGGGGCGUCCCGCUGGUGCUGCUGGCCGUGCUGGCCCUGCAGGGCUCGGGGGCCGUGAAAGUGGGGAACGUGCUGAUCCAGAGUGAAUUCUACCAGCGGGCUGAGACGCUGAAGGAGGAGGGCGGCCAGUUCAUGUUCGAUUUCGACGGGGAUGAGAUCUUCCACGUGGAUCUGCAGAAGUCGGAGACCAUCUGGCGCCUGCCCCUCUUCUCGAAGUUUGCCAGCUUCGAGGCCCAGGGAGCUCUGCAGAACAUUGCCGUGGACAAGCAGAACAUGGAGAUCAUGAUGAAGAGGUCCAACCACUCGCAGGGAACCAUCGCGCCGCCCGAGGUGACGGUGUUCUCCGAGGACCCAGUGGAGCUGGGGGACCCCAACAUCCUCAUCUGCUACGUGGACAAGUUCUGGCCGUCCAUCAUCACCAUCACGUGGCUGAAGAACGGGCAGGAGGUGGUGGAAGGCGUCUCCGAGACCGUUUUCUACCGCCAGGCGGACAACGGCUUCUACAAGUUCUCCUACCUGCCCUUCAUCCCCACGCGGGGCGACUACUACGACUGCCGCGUGGAGCACUGGGGGCUGCCCAACGCACUGCUGACGCACUGGGAGCCCCAGGUGCCCCUGCCCGCCUCCGAGAGCACCGAGACCCUGGUGUGCGCCCUGGGCCUGGCCGUGGGCAUCGUCGGCAUCGUCGUGGGCACCAUCCUCAUCAUCAAGGCCAUGAAGAUGAACAGCGCCCGCAACCAGCGGGGCCUCUUGUGAGGGGGCAGAGGCCAGGCCUCCCUGCCUCCCCCCAGCCGGACCCUGUGCCCCCUCAGCCGCCCCUCGCUUCAGCCCGCCCAGAGCUGCUCGCUCCCGUGCCCCACAUCGGUGCUGCACCUCCCCAGCACUUCCUUCUCCCGCACGUGCCGCAUGCGGACACACCGCAGGCUGCUCCAGAGCCAGACCCGGGGGGGGAUGGGACUGGGCCCCACAACGGGAUGGGGCGAGCAGGGGUAGCCCCCGGGGCUACUCCGAGUUGCCCGCUGUCAGGGGACGUCGCCGCACCGCCUGCGCUGGUCCCAGCAUCCAGCACACACCACGUCUCCUCCUAGCCCGGAUGUGGGGUCUCUCCCGCAGCCUCUGGGGUGAGCGGAGGGGUCUCUUGUCCCCACAGCUCCCCCUUGGCGCCCAGUCCCGUGCCCGCCACUCCCUCCCUGCUGUUUUGACACCGCAAUAAAGUGGGUUGGGGUU
Messenger RNA from Cygnus atratus (black swan), 1239 nucleotides. RefSeq names its product HLA class II histocompatibility antigen, DR alpha chain. Gene Ontology annotation, molecular function: MHC class II protein complex binding. Gene Ontology annotation, cellular component: membrane; MHC class II protein complex. The coding region runs from base 1 to 768 and encodes 255 amino acids. The record is from RefSeq and is a predicted model, not a curated record. NCBI's taxonomy places the organism in Eukaryota, Metazoa, Chordata, Aves, Anseriformes, Anatidae. Gene Ontology annotation, biological process: positive regulation of T cell activation; peptide antigen assembly with MHC class II protein complex; immune response. The transcript has 4 exons.